Platichthys flesus (European flounder) is the source of this 555-nucleotide messenger RNA. RefSeq names its product fibroblast growth factor 11b (gene fgf11b). The record is from RefSeq and is a predicted model, not a curated record. Gene Ontology annotation, molecular function: fibroblast growth factor receptor binding; growth factor activity. The coding region runs from base 64 to 555 and encodes 163 amino acids. The transcript is spliced from 4 exons. Lineage: Eukaryota; Metazoa; Chordata; Actinopteri; Pleuronectiformes; Pleuronectidae. Gene Ontology annotation, biological process: cell differentiation; regulation of cell migration; positive regulation of gene expression. Gene Ontology annotation, cellular component: cytoplasm.
GCAGAUCCGCAGCUGAAAGGCAUUGUUACCCGGCUAUACAGCCAACACGGAUACUACCUGCAGAUGCAGCCUGACGGCACCAUGGACAGCACGAGGGAUGAAAGCAGCUCAUUUUCACAGUUCAACUUGAUUCCAGUGGGACUGCGGAUCGUGGCUAUCCAGGGAGCAAAGACAGGGCUGUACCUCGCCAUGAAUAGUGAAGGAUACCUCUACACCUCGGAGCACUUCACUCCAGAGUGUAAGUUCAAGGAGAGCGUGUUUGAGAACUACUAUGUUACAUACUCCUCCAUGCUGUACCGCCAGACCCAGUCUGGCCGCUCCUGGUAUAUCGGUAUCAAUCGUGACGGCCAGGUCAUGAAAGGCAACCGGGUAAAGAAGAACAAAGGAGCUGCACACUUCCUGCCUAAAGUUAUAGAGGUUGCCAUGUAUAAGGAGCCGUCUCUACACGAGCUUGCCGCAGAACCGGUGAGCCCUCCUCGAAAGACGGUCAAGACGUCUGAUUCGCCUUCUCUAAAGAAUGGACGGAAAGAAGCCCCCAAGGCUGACGCCUCAUAG